AUGCUCUUCGCUCUCUCCCCGACAGACUUGGAAAUUUGCAAUACCUCAAAUUUUUGGAUCUCAGUAGGAAUCAACUUUGUUCAAUACCUUCCGGAUUGUGUUCUUCUUAUAACGAAUAAUAAAUUGUCGAGCCUUCCGGGAGAUAUUGGAAGCAUGAAAAAUUUGAUGGAAUUAAAUGCGAGUUGCAACGAGAUCUCUUACCUUCCGAAAUCUUUAGGACAGUUAAAAUGUUUAAAAGCUCUCGAUCUUAGAAAGAAUCUGUUGGAAGAGUUACCCAUAGAAUUAACGUACCUGAAACUAACAUUAUUAGACAUGAGUGAAAAUAGAAUUUCGUCACUUCCGGUCGAGCUGAGGUUGAUGACGUAUUUGGAACAGUUGAAAUUAAACGAUAAUCCUCUCAUAUCACCUCCGGCAACGAUAUGCAUGCGCGGUCGCGUUCAUAUAUUCAAGUUCCUCGAAACUCAAGUGAAUAAGACUGACAAGAAACGCGGAGGAGGUUUCGAUGAUUCAACGGGUAAAAGGAAUCAUCAGAGAAAAUCGGAUUUAAGGUAUCCGAACGGUGUGGCGUCGGAAAUGAGAGUCAAAAGGCACACGGUCGACAGCGGUUACAGCACGUCUGACGGAAUCGAUCCGAAAUGGGCUCAAGAUUUUAGAUGUGGGGACGGUGUAAAUAAAACAAAGUUGAAAACAGAAAGCAUUCCAGUGAGCAACAACAACAACAGCAACGGGGAUCGGUUGGAAAACAUAAACGGAAGUCACAGCGGGUGUUCAACUCCAUCGACCAUCAGUCCCGGAGAAUCUUUUAGCAACGACGACGAAUUAAUCAAUCGAACGGUUCUUUUCCAAGAUCAAUUAGAAGCUAAAAGAUUGAUUCGACUCCAGUCCAACGAUAGAGGAUUGAUUGUAAAUAAAUCCAAAGAAAAAUCGACAACCAAAGGAAGCACAAACGGGGAAACGUUAUCACCUGUUUACAAUAAUUCAUCUCCCAUUGUAGGAAACAAUUUUAAUUUCGACGACAAGAAAAAACUCGAACACGUUCAAACUUACAGAGAGUACAAAGAGGCUCGAAGGUUGCAGAGAGCUCAAACUCAAGACGUAUACAAAAUUAAAUAUUCAAACGAAGGACAACAAUGGGCGAAUCAAAGUCCCACGAGUGAAAAUUCAAACGACGAUUUGUCAACAUUGAAUAAUCAAUUCAAUCAUUCGAAGAAUAAUAAUAAUAAUAAUAGCAGUAGUAAUGGGAAUGGCAACAACAAACCGAUACAAAAAGUCAUACCGAGUAGAAAUUCAAAUUACGGCGGUAAUUCAUUGGCGAACGGCGAAACGAGUUCCAUACCGAGUUACGUCAAACCGAGUUCACCGGUCAAGGGAUCGACGACUACCCUACUGACGGAAACUCUGUCGAAACCUUCUUUGUCUCCCCUUUCCGGAGGAAGGCAAACAUCGAACAUGAUGGCGAGUCCGAUUAAUUCCAGCAUGUCGAGAUUUAGAACGAAUUCGAAUUCGCCGAAACCGAUGAAAUGGAACACGGAUAUUCCGGCGGAUAAAUUAAGUUUCACGAUGAGGAGAGAAUUUGAAAAAGCCAAAGAAGAAGCGGAGCUCAUAGAACAAUUGAGAAAUCACAUUGAAGGUAGGUUGAAAAUGUCAUUGCCGGAGGAAAUGGGUCCUGCUCUAAUGGACGGAGUCGUGCUAUGUCAUUUGGCUAAUCACGUCAGACCGCGAUCCGUUGCCAGCAUUCACGUGCCUUCUCCUGCUGUGCCUAAAUUGACGAUGGCACGAUGUCGCAGAAACGUUGAUAAUUUUUUGGACGCUUGCAGGAAAAUAGGAGUCGAAGAAAACAUGAUUUGUUUUGCAUCGGACGUACUGGAGGGAAGAGGAUUGGUACGAGUAUCAAUAACGGUUGCCGAAUUACUUAAAUUUCACACUCCGAAAUCUCCAGCUCACAACACGGUUCCAUGA
Pediculus humanus corporis (human body louse) is the source of this 1959-nucleotide messenger RNA. Its product is annotated as calponin homology domain containing protein, putative. Gene Ontology annotation, molecular function: protein binding. The coding region runs from base 1 to 1959 and encodes 652 amino acids. NCBI's taxonomy places the organism in Eukaryota, Metazoa, Arthropoda, Insecta, Psocodea, Pediculidae. The transcript is spliced from 9 exons. The record is from RefSeq and is a predicted model, not a curated record.